AUGACGCAGGGUAAGCCACUUACACAGAACCCGAAAAUCAGCUCGACACACAACGCAAAUUCCUUCAAGUUCGCUCUGUUCAAGAACGCUGAAGCCUUGGCCAUUCCUGACGCAUCGCGACAAUCCGUGUUUUCUUUUCAAGCACCACAACGAACGCAGGCUGAGAGUUCAUCUCAGAGUCGCCUAUCAGCACUAUUUCUUUCAGAUGUCCAUAAACCAUCGAAGGCUCCGGGCAAUAUCCUGCAGGCUCGCGACGUCGGACAGGGGGAGGCACAAGAGGGAGGAAGAGACGCGUCAUCACCAUUGCCGGCCUCACCCAAAUCUGAAGGCCGCACAUACAUCCAGCUAGCAUCGCGUAAACCGCCGCCAAAUCGUCCUUCACCUACCGCUUCACACAGAGAAAGAGAAUUCUGGCCAGAAUAUAGCCGGGAAAACGACAGAACCGCAUCUUUGACCUUAAUUCCGGGCGAGUCGAAUCACAAAACUAGUCGGCGACAAUCCCCCGCCCUGUCUGGAGCGCAUACAUCUUCUUCGCCUCCGCCUUCACGCCCCAGCUCGCGGUCUCAAGCCGUUUUUCCGUGUUCAAAAAAUGAUUUACGAUUCAACUCGAUCGCAGAUACGUCUCUCAAACCACAACAAACUCCUCCCAUUGCGAAAAGGGAUGUAAAGCGAGCGUUUAGCGAUCUCCUUGAGCAUAACCACCACUACGAGGCUCUCUUUGCGGAAUCCAUCGCGCUGCAAACCCAAAAUGAGUAUUUAUCUCAGAUGCGCAGUACGGCGGCGAAGGAUCUCAAGUUUGCGCGUGAAGAGCUUUCCGCUACAGCAGCGCAGUUGGCGUCUGCUAGGUCGGAGCUCGCCGGCGCUCUCCCACUGUUGAAAUCAACGGAAAAUGAAUUAAGCACCGCGAAGUCUGACCUUGCCUUAACACGCUCGAAUCUUGCGGAUGCCGUCGCCGAAAUAUCGUCUCUCAAAACUUCUUUGGAGCAAAUGGCGCAUUCUUAUGAACAGGAAAAGUUGGUGAAGGAGGUAACUGAAAAGAGGCUAGUCACGGCGAAGCAAGGUCUGGCAACUCUCCGAGAAAACUACCAGUCACUUCAUUCUUCCUUCAUUGCUCUUGGAAAGUCUCAUGAGGCUUCGGAAGCUUCGCUUUCACAAGCUGUCGCCGAGGCGACUGAGAUUAAGCUCUCUGCAGCGGAUGCCUUGACCAGUGUCAAACCUCUCCUUGAAGUAGGCGGUGGCCUUUCUCGCGCAUCUGAAAUGAGAGACACCAUUCAAGAACUCCAGGGAGAGUUGGGGUCAUCCCAGCGUGUGAAUGAUCUCCUCCGAGACAAGCUCCACCAUCUAUCUUCUCAGCUCGUGGAUGCGCAAGCACGGAUCAAAGAUUUCGAAGAUACGGAACGCGGGACGCUGAGUGUUCUUCGCGAUCGCUUGGACGAUAAGCAGAGCUUGGAGGUUUUAUGCAGUGUCGGGACCAAGGUAGAAGACCUGACGGACCGUCUGGCGAAGCACGAACGGGAAAGUAUUGAUGCCCUUGCCGAAGCAGCUGGUGUAGAGGCAAAGCUCAUUGCUGUCACUCAUGAAUUGCAGAACAUGAAGACGUCUUCAUCAGCAAAUCUCCUUGAGCUGCAGGAGCUGAGGGUCAUCAAGGAGGAGGGUCUUUCCAAGUUGCUUGCAUCUCAAGAAGUCAUCAAUGCCAAGGACAAGGAGAUUAUCGGUUUGAAGGCAGAGGUCAAGGCUCUCGGCGAGUCGAAGGCUGAGUUGAGAGCACUGUCAGGUUCCUCUUUUUUCGUGUUUGGUGGGCUUAUACACAGUAUCAGGGUUGUGGAGGCUAAGAAAGCGGUCACGGAGAAAGACCGCGAACUCAGAGCUAGGGAUUCAAAUACCUUGAUGGAGCAAAAAGUCGAGGAUUUGAAUUCGCAGGUCGUUUCUGCAGAAGCGUCGUUAAAGAUAACAAGAGAGUGGCUCGCACUGGCUCAAUCCGAGGCUCGUGAGCGCAAGGAGGAAAGCGACGUUCUGAAGACAAGGUCGAGAACCUUGAAGUUGCUCGUACCGAAUGAUAGUACAAAAGAAGCUCUGGCUGUACGGACGAGCCAACUAGUUCAAACUGAGAUCAAGCGGGUCACAGCGGAAGCCAAGAAGGCCGGUGAGGAAGUGAGUAAAACUAUUGAAUCUCUUCAUCAAGCGAAUCGUCGGUUGGAGAAGCGGUUGGAUGAGCAAGAUGUGGCUCUAGUGGCAGCAAAUGACAUCAACAACGCACUCCAGACGGCUGCUUUAACGCUAGCCAAGGACCAGAUCACUGCGAAUGAGGCGGGCGUUCAAGAGAUCAUUCACAACCUCAGGACGGAACUCGCUGUUGCCCAUGAGCAGAAACUCGCGCUUGAGCGUGAGACCACGAACCUCAAAGCCUCCUUCAAUCAACUUACUCGGGAAUCCGCCGCCUCGCUGGCAGUUGCUCAAGUGGACUUUGAGAAAAAAAUGAACAAGCAGGAGAAAGCUAACGAGCGACUUGUCUCGGCGCAAGAAAAACGCGCAGUUGCCGAUGAGAAGGCAGCCACCCUGGCGGAGAAUGACGCUAAAGAAGCAAGAGUGGUGAGGGAGGAGCUUGCUGGUAGGCUUGCUUUGGCGGAGAUGUCUGUGAUUGCGAUUGCUGAGGAUGGCGAGGCUGCGGCGACGAGGGAGUCUGGGCAGAUGAAGGUCAUGAAAGCCCGAGCUGAGGAGUUGGAGGCAAGGGUGGGCGAAAUGAUGAAGCAUGCGGAAACGCUUUUGAGUCGGUACCAUGAUGCGAACUUGACCGACUUAGAGAAGGACCUGGUGAAUCACAUUAUUCUUCAAGUGCAAACAUUAUCAAACAUUAUCCUUCAAACGCAAACGAGGACCUCGUCGCUCAGGAGAACGAGCUUCGAAGAUGUGAACGCCUCGCAACUGGCCUCCAUAGUAGAAUUCAGUCUUUGGACGCAGCACUGGUGCAGAUGCUCCAAGAGAGGGCCAAGAGUGCUGGGCCUGACGCGAAGACUUUGUUGA
Molecule: messenger RNA, 3021 nt
Organism: Laccaria bicolor S238N-H82
Lineage: Eukaryota; Fungi; Basidiomycota; Agaricomycetes; Agaricales; Hydnangiaceae
Exons: 19
Coding region: 1-3021 (1006 amino acids)
Source: RefSeq, a predicted model, not a curated record